UGCUGGUGUCAAUAAUCCAGUAAAGUGGGUGGGGCUAGCGGAAAAUGGCGACCUUAUCUGUCGGAGAACCUCAAGAGAUGGAAGUGGAUAGGAGAGGUGAGUCUGAAGAAUCUGGUGAUGAUGAGACCAAAAGAAAGAGCCUCAAUGGAGAGGUUGACUCCCGACAAGCCCCUUCAACUGUACCAGAGGAGUCACCGGUUGACAUGGACACCAUAACCUUAGACCCAGAUGAAGAGGAUGUGGAUCUGGUUCACUGUAGAAUUGGGAAGAUUGAAGGUCUAGAGGUUCUUAAGAAAGCAAAGACAAUUUCUCUCAGACAAAACCUCAUCAAAUGCAUUGAGAACUUGGAAAGCCUUGUCUCAUUAAGGGAACUGGACCUUUAUGACAACCAGAUUCGCAAACUAGAGAAUAUUGAGGCCCUAACAGAGCUUGAGCAGCUAGAUGUAUCAUUCAACAUGCUGAGGAAAAUUGAGGGAUUGGACCGUCUCACGAAAAUCAAAAAGCUCUUCCUGCUUCAUAAUAAGAUCACAAGCAUUGCCAACCUCGAUCAUCUGACUAGCCUUCAAAUGCUCGAGCUGGGCUCUAACCGUAUCAGGGUUAUUGAAAAUCUGGAUUUUCUUAGUUUCUUGGAGAGUUUGUUUCUUGGCACGAAUAAAAUUACUCGACUACAGAACCUUGAUGGACUGCACAAUCUGAUGGUUCUCAGUAUUCAGAGUAACCGUAUCACAAAGUUAGAGGGACUCCAGAAUCUUGUGAAUCUGCGAGAGCUUUACUUGAGUCAUAACGGCAUUGAAGUCAUAGAAGGCCUGGAGAACAAUAAAAAGCUGACAACUUUGGAUAUUGCUGCAAACAGGAUAAAAAAGAUUGAAAAUAUUAACCACUUGACGGACUUAAAAGAAUUUUGGAUGAAUGACAACCAGAUUGAUAACUGGGCAGACCUGGAUGAACUCAAGAAUGCCAAAGGUCUAGAGACUAUCUAUCUGGAGAGAAACCCCCUGCAGAAGGACCCUCAAUAUAGACGCAAGAUCAUGCUGGCACUGCCCAGUGUCAGGCAGAUCGAUGCCACCUUCAUCCGUUUCUGACCAUCCACUUCAUCUGCCCUUGUGCCCUCCCUCACUAUCAUCUGAACAUUAUAAACACAUCAUCACCAUCUUUCCCUAUUUAUCGCUUUUAAUUGCUUUUUUAAAAAAAAUACACUCCCAGUGUUGCCAUUCCAUGUACUGGCAUCGUUUACUUACAAAAAGACUGUACCUAUGCCCUGACUCAUGCUAUAGCGUGAAUGAAUGCUUGUUCAUUUAUUUUCGGUUUAGGUCUCUGGCCCUACUGAGAAAAAGCGACUUUUGCAGUUUGGGAAAUUUUGACCCUUACAGCCUUAUCAUUGUGGUUAGGUAAUAAUUGCAUUGUUAUAAACCCUUGUUUAGUAUCAGAGAUUUUCACCCUUUAUGGUUUACAUCAAGUGCGAAUUCUCAGUUACUGUAUGAUGUGGUAAAAAGGUCAGUCUUCACUUUCUGUUUAGGUACUGAAAAUAACAAUUCUCUGAAAUCUGGUUUAGCACUGAACACUACAUGGACUGCUCUCUUGAGUAAUAUGUAGGCAGGCUGUAAUGGAUGAAACUUGCAUAUCAGUUCUUGAUAUAUAUCAAGAUAUAUUGUAUAUUUCUCACUAUGCUGAAACACUGCUGCAUAGAAAAAAGAAAGAAAAGCUCUUUCAUUAAUAUUACAUUUUAACAGCCCCAGUAACAGAUUAAGUCAGUUUGAAGAACAAAUAUCACACCACAACAUCUUGAGCAAUUUUAGACCAAGUCUUAAUAUCUACAGGGCAAAGUUAUAUCAGGAGGUCAGUAUUUGUGUUAAUUUUCUGUAUUUAUUUCAACCUUAUUUUUUGUUUUUAGAUAAAUCAAAAAAGAUGUACACAGACACUCAUGGAAAAACUAUGUUGUGACUGGCAGUUAGGCCAUUCGUACUUAACUAGAGGGGUGUCUAAACUUGACUUUGCCAUUACUAUAUACUACAAAUGGGAUAAACAGUCCCAUUUAAAUGGGGUUAAUAGCAACAGCAUAGGAUUUAUUUUAAUUUGCUUGUAUUUUCAUUCAUUUUGCACGCUCGGUUGACUGUUUCUGGAUUGAAUGUACAAUAAAUAAACAAAAUUUA
Molecule: messenger RNA, 2150 nt
Organism: Triplophysa rosa
Lineage: Eukaryota; Metazoa; Chordata; Actinopteri; Cypriniformes; Nemacheilidae
Gene: ppp1r7
Product: protein phosphatase 1, regulatory (inhibitor) subunit 7
Exons: 10
Coding region: 45-1082 (345 amino acids)
Molecular function (GO): protein binding
Source: RefSeq, a predicted model, not a curated record